Bipolaris oryzae ATCC 44560 is the source of this 471-nucleotide messenger RNA. RefSeq lists its product as uncharacterized. The coding region runs from base 1 to 471 and encodes 156 amino acids. The transcript has a single exon. NCBI's taxonomy places the organism in Eukaryota, Fungi, Ascomycota, Dothideomycetes, Pleosporales, Pleosporaceae. The record is from RefSeq and is a predicted model, not a curated record.
AUGGCACUGGAGGGCUCUGGUGUAGGCCUUGAGAUAGGAGUAGCCGAACCUCUAGAAGCGGAUGGGUUGUACGAAAAAGGUGGUGAGGUAGGGAAUUCGGUGGUAGAUGUCCCAGAAGGUAUUGAGGAUACUACUGAGCCUGAAGAUGUCAUUGAGCCCAAGGAUGUGGCUGAGCUCGAAGAUGUAACCACGACUGAGGAGGUAGCUACGACUGAGGACGUUGAGACUGAGGAUGCAACCGAGGCUGAGGGUGCAACUGAAGUCGACGAUAUAGAGAUUGAGAAUGUAACCGCGACUGAAGUCGUUAUAGUAGCUGGCGCACUUGAGGCGGAACCUGAAGAAGGCGACGGAAGAGAAGUGGAUAAAGUCUGGCUGAUUGUAGUUCUCGAUGUUGUAGUCCGUGUCGAAAUGGCCGGUGGCGUAAGACCAGGGAUUAAUAUGGAGGAAAGGACUGGGAGGUCUAUAGUAUAG